AAUUAACCUCAGAAACUGCUGAUUUUUUAAUUUUUUUUUUUUUUUUUUUUUUGUGUAGAUGGACAAAACCAAUUUUGAGAAAGGGGUACAGACGACGGUUGGAACUGUCAGAUAUUUAUCAAAUCCCUUCUGCGGACUCUGCUGAUAAUCUUUCUGAAAAACUAGAAAGAGAGUGGGACAGAGAGCUGGCAACUUCAGAGAAAAAACCCAAACUUAUUAAUGCUCUUCGACGAUGCUUUUUCUGGAAAUUCAUGUUCUACGGAAUAAUGUUAUAUUUAGCGGAAGUCACCAAAUCUGUGCAACCCCUUCUACUGGGAAGAAUAAUAGCUUCCUAUGAUCCGGACAACUCUGAUGAAAGAUCCAUAGCCUACUACCUGGGCAUUGGCUUGUGCCUUCUCUUCCUUGUGAGAACACUACUUAUACACCCUGCUAUAUUUGGUCUUCAUCAUAUAGGAAUGCAAAUGAGGAUAGCUAUGUUUAGCUUGAUUUAUAAGAAGAUCUUAAAACUGUCAAGCAGAGUUCUAGAUAAGAUAAGUACCGGACAAUUGGUCAGUCUUCUUUCCAACAAUCUGAACAAAUUUGAUGAGGGUCUUGCUCUGGCUCAUUUUGUGUGGAUUGCACCUUUACAAGUGGCACUGCUGAUGGGACUGCUCUGGGAUAUGUUAGAAGCUUCCGCAUUUUCUGGACUUGCUCUUCUAAUAGUCCUGGCCUUUUUCCAAGCCUGGCUGGGACAAAUGAUGAUGAAAUACAGGAAUAAGAGGGCAGGAAAGAUCAAUGAGAGACUUGUCAUCACCUCAGAAAUAAUUGAAAAUAUACAGUCAGUUAAAGCCUAUUGUUGGGAAGAUGCAAUGGAAAAAAUGAUUGAAAGCAUCCGUGAAACUGAACUGAAGCUAACCCGAAAAGCUGCUUAUAUGAGAUAUUUCAACAGCUCAGCCUUCUUCUUUUCAGGCUUUUUUGUGGUGUUUUUAGCUGUGCUUCCAUAUGCUGUGACUAAAGGAAUUAUUCUCCGAAAAAUAUUUACCACCAUUUCCUUCUGCAUUGUUCUUCGAAUGACAGUGACCAGGCAGUUUCCCGGGUCUGUACAGACCUGGUAUGACUCUAUUGGAGCAAUAAACAAAAUACAGGAUUUCUUGCUGAAAAAAGAAUAUAAAGCCCUGGAGUAUAAUCUAACAACCACUGGGGUUGAGCUGGACAAAGUAACAGCUUUUUGGGAUGAGGGAAUUGGAGAGCUGUUUGUAAAAGCAAACCAGGAAAACAACAACAGCAAAGCUCCUAGCACUGACAACAAUCUCUUCUUCAGUAAUUUUCCCCUUCAUGCCUCUCCUGUUCUUCAGGAUAUAAAUUUCAAGAUUGAGAAGGGACAGUUGUUAGCUGUUUCUGGAUCUACUGGAGCAGGCAAGACUUCUCUUCUGAUGUUGAUAAUGGGAGAAUUGGAGCCUUCGCAGGGUAAAAUUAAACACAGUGGAAGGAUAUCCUUUUCACCUCAAGUCUCCUGGAUCAUGCCUGGAACAAUAAAAGAAAACAUAAUUUUUGGUGUAUCCUAUGAUGAAUACCGAUACAAGAGUGUCAUCAAAGCCUGCCAACUAGAAGAGGACAUUUCCAAGUUCCCAGACAAAGAUUAUACAGUGCUGGGUGAAGGUGGAAUCAUUCUGAGCGGAGGCCAGCGAGCACGAAUCUCCUUAGCAAGAGCAGUGUACAAAGAUGCUGAUUUGUAUCUCCUGGAUUCUCCUUUUGGACAUUUAGACAUUUUUACAGAAAAAGAGAUAUUUGAAAGCUGUGUGUGCAAGUUGAUGGCGAAUAAAACUAGGAUCUUGGUUACCUCAAAACUGGAACAUUUAAAGAUUGCUGACAAAAUAUUAAUUUUACAUGAGGGAAGCUGCUAUUUCUAUGGAACAUUUUCUGAACUUCAGGGUCAACGGCCAGACUUCAGCUCAGAGCUGAUGGGAUUUGAUUCUUUUGAUCAGUUCAGUGCAGAGAGAAGAAAUUCAAUUCUAACUGAGACUCUCCGACGAUUUUCCAUUGAAGGAGAAGGCACGGGAUCACGAAAUGAAGUAAAAAAGCAAUCUUCUAAACAAACAUCUGAUUUUAAUGACAAAAGGAAGAACUCCAUAAUUAUUAACCCCCUUAAUGUAAGUAGGAAGUUCUCAGUAGUGCAGAGGAACGGGAUGCAGGUGAACGGGAUAGAAGAUGGCCACAAUGACCCACCAGAAAGGAGGCUCUCACUGGUACCUGACUUGGAACAGGGAGAUGUAGGUCUGCUUCGGAGUAACGUGCUAAGCACCGAUCAUAUUCUGCAAGGUCGGAGGAGGCAAUCUGUGUUAAACCUGAUGACGGGUACCUCUGUGAACUAUGGAGCAAACUUUCCCAAAAAGGGAAGUACAGCAUUUCGGAAAAUGUCUAUGGUGCCUCAGACAAACUUGUCUUCCGAGAUAGAUAUCUACACCAGGCGCUUGUCUCGAGACAGUGUCUUGGACAUAACUGAUGAAAUCAGUGAAGAAGAUUUGAAGGAAUGCUUUACUGAUGAUGCUGAAAGCAUGGGUACUGUUACCACAUGGAAUACCUAUUUCAGAUAUGUUACAGUCCACAAAAACUUGAUUUUUGUUCUGAUUUUGUGUGUGACUGUCUUCUUAUUUGAGGUAGCUGCUUCUCUUGUUGGGUUAUGGUUUCUUAAAAAGACAGCUUUGACAGCAAACACAACACAAUCAGAAAACAGUACCUCUGACAAACCUCCUGUGAUUGUCACUGACACUAGCGCCUACUACAUCAUUUAUAUCUACGUGGGAGUGGCAGAUACCCUGCUUGCCAUGGGAAUCUUCAGAGGUUUGCCCCUUGUGCAUACGCUUAUAACGGUGUCUAAAAUUCUUCAUCAAAAGAUGGUGCACGCAGUUCUUCAUGCACCUAUGUCAACAUUCAACUCUUGGAAAGCAGGUGGUAUGCUUAACAGAUUCUCAAAAGAUACGGCAGUACUGGAUGACUUACUUCCGCUUACAGUAUUUGACUUCAUUCAG
Messenger RNA from Balearica regulorum gibbericeps (East African grey crowned-crane), 3008 nucleotides. Lineage: Eukaryota; Metazoa; Chordata; Aves; Gruiformes; Gruidae. The record is from RefSeq and is a predicted model, not a curated record.